Molecule: messenger RNA, 181 nt
Organism: Penaeus vannamei (Pacific white shrimp)
Lineage: Eukaryota; Metazoa; Arthropoda; Malacostraca; Decapoda; Penaeidae
Source: RefSeq, a predicted model, not a curated record
AAAUGUUAUGGAGGCAAUGGAAUGGCUUCUAGAACAGGGCAACAGAAGCAGUAGUGCACCUGGCAGUGAUGAAGUUGAUGCUGGAGAGCAACAGGAUGGCCACAGAACAAACAGCACCACAUGCCCGCAGUUUCUUUCAGCUUCAAGGAUAUGUCUGAGAGGCCAGCGAAUAGGAUAUUGA